CCGUGGUUCAUAUCACGUCCAUAUCACGUCCAUAUCACCGCCCGCCAUCCCAACUGUUACACGAGCAGCCCCUUUUCCAUUCAGUCGACGCGUGAAAAUGGCCGACUUCAGCUCAACACACCCCAAAGCCAGCGAUGCGACCGGCAUGGAUGCCGACGAGCUGCGUUUGGCGCAGAUGGGCCAUACUCAAGAGCUGAAGCGCCACUUUAGCAUCCUGUCGCUGAUCGGGCUGGCGUCUACCACGACCAUCUCCUGGACCGGCCUGGGACUCAGCAUUGUUACUGAAAUCAACGCCGGCGGCCCAAGUGCGAUUAUCUACGGCUUCAUCCUCGUCACGAUGAUGCAGUCCUUCCUCGGGGCCUCGCUGGCCGAGUUCGUCUCCAGCUAUCCAACCGAGGGGGGCAUGUACCACUGGAUCGCUGCCAUUGCGCCCAAGAAGCUGAGUGCCUUUCUGAGCUUCAUCACCGGCUGGAUGACCGUAGCUGGCUGGAUAUUUACCACCGCGUCGACCAACCUGAUCUUCGCCCAGAUCGUGCAAGCACUCUAUUCUCUAUACCAUCCGUCAGAUCCAAUCAAAACGUGGGAGACGUUUAUCAUCUACCAGGUCCUGAACAUUCUGACGGCUUCUAUGGUCCUGUUCGGGAACAGGGCUAUCCCAGCGCUCAACAGGUUCUCGCUGUUCUACCUCCAGAUCGGCUGGUUCGUCGUCCUCGUUACGGUCGUCGCGUGUGCACCGAUAUAUCAGAGCAAGGAUUUCGUAUUCAGGACAUUUAUCAACAACACUGGCUGGGACAGUAAUGUCAUCUGCUUCAUCACCGGCCUCGUCAACCCCCUGUAUGCAUUGGGAGGACUGGAUGGAGUCACGCAUAUCACAGAAGAGAUGCCCAACGUGAGUGUCUACCCGUCCUGCAGGUCUAUAAAUUUCUAUAAAUCUAAUGAACAGCCCUCUCGCAACGCCCCGCUGGCAAUCUGCAUCACCCUGACGAUAGCCUUCACCACCGGCCUCAGCUACCUGAUCGCCCUGAUGUUCAGCGUGCAAGACUUCGCCGCCCUGUCCGACACAAACACUGGCCUCCCUCUCACCGAGCUCUUCCGGCAGGUCACCCAGUCCGUCGGGGGCGCAUUCGGACUCACCUUCAUUCUCUUCAUCGCUCUGGGCCCCUGCGUCGUCUCCUCCCAACUCUCCACCUCGCGCGUCCUCUGGGCCUUUGCCCGCGACAGAGCCAUGCCCUUCUCCGACACCUGGGCACACGUCAGCAAGCGCUUCGGCAUCCCCUUCAACGCCCAACUCCUCGUCGCAGCCGUCAUUGCCGCCCUGGGCUGUCUCUACCUCGGCAGCAGCACCGCAUUCAACAGCAUGCUCGGCGCCGCCGUGACAAUCAACAACGUCGCCUACCUAAUCCCGAUAUUAACAAACAUGCUGACGGGCCGGGCAAACAUGCACAGGGGCGUCUUCCAUAUGGGGAAAUGGGGAUGGCUGGUGAAUGGUGUUGCUGUGGGCUGGCUGGUGUUUGCAAUUGUCUUUUUCAGUUUCCCGUAUAACAUGCCCGUGACGGUGCAGAAUAUGAACUAUACCUGUGUGGUUGUCGGUGGGAUUCCGGUUUUGAUUCUCGUUUGGUGGGUGUUGGGGCAGAGACAGUAUAAGGAUAAGAUUGCUAGGGCGAAGGAGGAGUAGUAUAUCAUAAAGUUAAGCAUUUCCAAGGACAUACACCUGAACAGGUAACUAGCAACAGCCAACGGAAUUGUGAUCGCUGAUCUGUCCACGGUGAUAAUGGGAUUCUCCAUCUAACAUCUGAUCCUCCCGGUCGAUCAUCCUGGUAUAGUGGCAAGGAUGGCCCUAAAUCUCGCUGCAUCGACCUUAUCAUGAAUCUAUGAUAUAUUGAUCAGAUAUGACCUCACCGCCCCCCAAAUGGCUGAGGCUGCUGGUUAGAACAAGCGUAUAAUCAGGCGGCUGAGGUUAAAUAUAUACUAAUUUAGCAGUGUAAAAGCACCUUCUAAUAAAAGAGGAUUGC
This is a messenger RNA of Aspergillus versicolor CBS 583.65, 2012 nucleotides long. RefSeq lists its product as uncharacterized. The coding region runs from base 98 to 1675 and encodes 525 amino acids. Gene Ontology annotation, molecular function: transmembrane transporter activity. The record is from RefSeq and is a predicted model, not a curated record. Gene Ontology annotation, biological process: transmembrane transport. NCBI's taxonomy places the organism in Eukaryota, Fungi, Ascomycota, Eurotiomycetes, Eurotiales, Aspergillaceae. Gene Ontology annotation, cellular component: membrane. The transcript has 4 exons.